Molecule: messenger RNA, 1317 nt
Organism: Eucalyptus grandis
Lineage: Eukaryota; Viridiplantae; Streptophyta; Magnoliopsida; Myrtales; Myrtaceae
Product: clathrin light chain 2
Exons: 3
Coding region: 212-1021 (269 amino acids)
Biological process (GO): intracellular protein transport; clathrin coat assembly; clathrin-dependent endocytosis
Cellular component (GO): plasma membrane; clathrin coat of coated pit; clathrin coat of trans-Golgi network vesicle
Molecular function (GO): clathrin heavy chain binding; structural molecule activity
Source: RefSeq, a predicted model, not a curated record
CGCCAACCCCCACGCUGCGCUCCCCCUGCCCAACCCCGCGGUCAACAUCUCCUCGGCCUCGACUUUCCAGGGCCGUGGCCAAUCGGGCGCCGCCACGCGUCUCGCGGCCGUUCGCGCGCUCCCACUGGAUAAACCAUCGACGCCCACGGGCUGGCGCCCAAAGCGUGAUUACCAUCUCCUUCGCUAAAUCGCUGGAAAAGGAACCAGCGGCAUGGCCUCCUUCGUCGGCGACUCGCCGCCGCCCGCCGCCGGCUCGGCCCGGCCCCUCGACGGCGACGGCUACGCCGGGUUCGACUACGAGGCCGACUCGCUGCCGCCGGCGUUCGGCGCUCCGCCGUACGGGUCGGCCGAGGAGGCGGCGGAGGGUGGCGGGUUCUCGCCGGAGCAGAACGGCGAGGGUUCCCGCGGGGGUUUCGGCGAGACGGACAGCCCCAUCCUGCCGCCCCCGGCGGACAUGCAGCCGGAGGAAGGGUUUGCUCUGAGAGAGUGGAGGAGGAAAAAUGCGAUCAGGUUGGAGGAGAAGGAGAAGAGGGAGAAAGAGCUGCUGGCGCAGAUCAUUGAGGAGGCGGAGCAAUACAAGAUUGAAUUCUAUCAGAAGCGCAGCAUAUCGGUGGAGAACAGCAAGUCUUCCAAUAGAGAAAGGGAGAAGUUAUUCUUGGCCAACCAGCAGAAGUUCCACACUGAAGCUGAGAAGGACUAUUGGAAGUCAAUUGCAGACCUCGUACCCCGUGAAGUUCCAACAAUUGAGAAAAGGGGGAAGAAGGAGAAGGAGAAGAAGCCCUCCAUCGUGGUUAUGCAGGGACCGAAACCCGGGAAGCCAACCGAUCUCUCGAGGAUGCGUCAGAUACUUAUCAAACUUAAGCACAAUACUCCUCCCCAUAUGAAACCUAAACCCCCAGAAGCAACAGAAUCUAAAAAAGAUGCUAAACCUGUGGCACCAGCUGCUGGUGCAACCACAGCUGCUCAAGCUCCCCCUAAGGCUGCUGCAGCAGCAGCUCCGAAGGUUUCAUCUAGUGCUUGAGCGCUCUUGGUGCGGACCUGCAAUUGAUGGUUGCUAGUAUUAAAGAGUUAUAGAUCCAUGUCAGGACAUUAAGUUCGAGUGCAGUAAAUCUUAGGACUUUAGUUUAUGUGCAUGUUGUAUAGAUCCAGUCUUUUUCUGUGCAGAAUUUAGAAAAAAAAAAACUCUAGCCCUUGUACUUUUGGUGUCAGUUUUGUCAGUUUUAAUAUUCUGGUGUGUGUGUUGUGUUUAUAUUGUCUCUGCUUGUAAAAUUUCUUGUCCUGUAUCAUGCUGUUUCAAGUUCUAGUUUUCCUCCUCCA